UAUUUCAACCAAACCUGCAUAUAAUGAUGAACGUGAUCAAAAUGGAUCGUUUAUGCAAGGAAUUUUCUGGGCGUAUCGAAGUGCAGUUGUUGAGUUUGCAGUAGGAAAGGAUGCAUUAAUUAUCAAUGCAACAUAUAAAACCAAUAGCAUUGAUCGAUUUGGAUUAACAUAUCAUUUAGCUUUCGCACUUGUUUAUUCUGAAACAAAGGAUUUUUAUAGUUGGGCAUUACAAGAGUUACAUAAAGUGCUAACCAUUUUGACAAGCAAUUCGCAUGUAGCAACUAUUAUUACUGAUUGA
This is a messenger RNA of Racocetra fulgida, 298 nucleotides long. Lineage: Eukaryota; Fungi; Glomeromycota; Glomeromycetes; Diversisporales; Gigasporaceae. The record is from the annotation of a GenBank genome assembly.